AUGGAUCAUCAAUACACAGAGGGGCAGCUCGAGGACGAUGGCAGUGAGGACGUUUUCGCACUAUUCGUGCUGGAGGAUGUUCCAAUCGCGAUGGUCAACGAAGUUUUACAGGGGAAUCACGACCAAGCCUCAACCAACUACAUGUGGCUCGCGGACAGCUAUGAUAAUCUGGUCGAUAUCGACCAGAGCAACAAGGAUGGCAACAAACGGCCACAAGUGGACGAACAGUGGCAUUCUCCGUUCAUUGGCAAAAGCGUACAGGACGCUGCCGAGUUUAUCAAGAAUUGCCCCAAACCGCCAAAGGCGUUGAACAAGGUGCACUUCGCCGUUCUGGACAGGGCAAUGUACGAAUCGCACGGCUGGCUUCCCGUUUACAGGUAUGAAGAUGGCGAGCUGCAAACCAUGCCGUGCGACGCGGACAUGGUCUCAACCUUCUUCAUUGCAUACGACAGGGACACUUGGGAAGAGUCUCUCAGGAUAUGGAAGGAGGACGGGAUUCCGGCAUUGCAAUAG
Saxophila tyrrhenica is the source of this 513-nucleotide messenger RNA. RefSeq lists its product as uncharacterized. NCBI's taxonomy places the organism in Eukaryota, Fungi, Ascomycota, Dothideomycetes, Mycosphaerellales, Extremaceae. The record is from RefSeq and is a predicted model, not a curated record. Bases 1 to 513 code for a protein of 170 amino acids. The transcript is spliced from 2 exons.